CCAGAGGGAAAGGAGGCCAAGAGGAGAGAGGCUGGGGGCAAGGACAUAGCCAGCCAGGGAUGUAGGACAUGGGGACUUUGUUUGCAGGGUGCCCAGACAUCAGCGAACCGUGUCUUUGUCUCCCCUGCCUUCCUUCUUGCGGAGAAGCUGGAGAGCUGAGGUUGGGUCAGGGGGCAUCAGAACUGGCGAGAGCAUGCUUGAUGCUGCAGCACCCCCUUGAAGGAGGGCCUUGAGGAGAAUGCCUGGGAAUCCCGAGAGCAGACUUCCCUUGAGAAGCACCAGCAAUGCUCACAUGAUGACCUCAGCCGCCCCAAAGGAGAGGGGGCCACUGGCCCCCAGCACCGAGGCCGCCCAGAAGUUCUUGGAUUCUUUCCUGCGGGAAUUUCCAGAGCCCCUGAGCCCGGAGGCCGCAUUGCCGUGGAAGGUGCCAGGAGCUCCUCUGAGCCAGGACGAAGUAGAGGGGGACCUGAUUGAGCUGGCCCUGGGCCUCCUUAGCAGCAGGAACGCGCUGUUGCCGCUGGCGUGCUCGCUGACCCACGAGGCCGUUACCCAGCUCAUGCAGGCUGACCUGUCUGCCUUCAGGCAAUUGCCCAAGCCAGAGAAAGUGGAGCAAGAGGAGGAAGAAGAGGAAGAUGGAGUCGGCAUCUCCUUGCUGGAUGCAGAGAGCCUGCGGCGGUGUUUCUUCAGUAAGCUUUGGGAAGUUUGUAGCCGAUGGCAGAAGCAGAUGCCAGCCCCUUCCAGAUGCGCUUCUCGUUCCUGGCUGACCUCCAUCCAUGCCAUCCGAAAUACCCGCCGCAAGAUGGAGGACCGCCACGUUUCCCUUCCCACCUUCAACCAGCUCUUUGGUUUCUGUGACCAAGUGGAUCGAGCCUACUUUGCUGUUUUUGAUGGUCAUGGAGGAGUCGAUGCCGCCAACUACGCUGCAGUCCAUUUGCACGUUAAUGUUGCCCGGCAUCCAGAGGUGACCAGAGAUCCCGCAGAGGCCCUCAGGGCAGGGUUCAAGCAGACCGAUGAGAUGUUCCUCCGGAAAGCCAGGCGGGAGAAGCUUCACAGCGGCACCACAGGGGUCUGUGCGUUCCUUGUGGGACGCACCAUCCACGUGGCCUGGCUGGGAGACUCCCAGGUCAUGCUGGUGCAGCAGGGGCAGGCCCUGGUGCUGAUGGAGCCUCACAAGCCCGAGCGUGAGGAUGAGAAGGAGCGCAUAGAGGCCCUGGGCGGCUUUGUGUCCUACAUGGACUGCUGGAGAGUCAACGGCACCCUGGCUGUUUCCAGAGCUAUCGGGGAUGCCUUCCAGAAGCCUUACGUGUCUGGCGAGGCUGAUGUGGCCUCCCAUGAGCUCACGGGCACGGAAGACUACCUUCUCCUGGCCUGUGACGGCUUCUUCGACUCCGUCCCGCACGAUGAGGUCGCCGGCCUGGUGCGUGACCUUUUGGUCCAGAGUGAGGGCAGUGUUCUGCGGAUCGCGGAGGAGCUGGUGGCGGCUGCCCGUGAGCGGGGCUCCCGUGACAAUAUCACUGUCCUGGUGGUCUUUCUCAGGGACCCCCAGGAGCUUCUCAACGACUGCAUUCCUGAGGCAGCACAUGCCCAGUAGGACCCGAGUGCGGGAGCCUCAGUCUCUGCCUUCGUGGGGCUCCAGAAUGGCACUCUGGACAGCAGCUUGGGACUCCGAGAGGUCCUGCGGUGUGGGCACUCCCUCCCCCUGCUCUCCUGCCUCCCCACCACAGAAUUCCUUAGGAAAUGAGGGGCCACAGUAGGACAUGGAGGCCAGGCUGGGCUGUUUUCUUCAGUGUUACUAACCCUUUCCCAGGGGUCUCAUGUCCAGUGCCCCCCUCCCAGAGCUGUGAAAACUGGGUUCCAUCCUAUACAGUUAGGUCAAGGGUCCCCUGAAUUCUCAGGAGAGAAAUGUCCCAAACAGUUACCAGUUAUUACCAAAGAAAGCGUUCUGUAAAGCUGCCUGCCCUCCUCGCACCGGGUCAGUCCUGGGCAAGUGUUCACAGGCCAAACAGCGAAAGACAAGCAGGUUGGCCCACGUACAGGCCCAGCCCUCCCCUCCUGGGGCAGAGGAGGAGCAGGAAAGGGGAGCCUCCCACCUGCCUUCCCCGCCUCCUCAGCAACCCCCCCCCCCAGGGUCAGCACUGGCCACCUGGGCAGGCCGGGCCCUCUGGUCCCCUCUGUUACCAGCCCUGCAUGCCAGGGCAAGCCAGGUCUCCUGGUCAGUGCCCCAUGAGCUUGACUGGGCUGAAUGUGAGGACAGACCCUUCCUGGGCAGUGUUACUUUGCAGUAGUUUUAUUUUCAAGAAGAGGAUGUAAAAGAAAAGCCUUUCUAGUGGCUUUGCCAACCCUCCAAGUGCCUUCAGCCACCUCGGACGGGAAGUCACCAGGUGCACAGCUUAAGGUUUGAGGAGGGAGACGGUGUCCCACGCUAGAGGGGGCAGGAAUCCAGCCUUACCAAGGGCUUGUUUGUAAAAUGGCCCUGGGGGAGACCAGGGAUUUUCUCGGAGUGUAAAGCUGGGGGGGGGGCGGUGUCCCAGGAAGAACAGGGCCCUGGGGGCUUUUUAGGAAUGGCCUGAGACAUCUGUUACCCACCUGGCUUAGCCUGGAGAUCUUGACACGACUUGCUCCCUUCCAUUAUGCCUCACUUUCCUUUUCUGUGAAAUGGGUGGGUUGGAGUCGUGCAUCACAGAAUUGGAAAGGAGUCAGAAGUCACGUAGUCCAGCCUUUACGAAUCUCUCGUCCUGUGUCCCCGACCAGCGGCCAUCCCGCCUCCAGGGAGGGAGGCCCACGAGCUCCUCCUCCUCCUCCAAAGGCUCCAGUUUACUUGGAGGCUUCCGAUGCUCGAGCUCCCUGUGGACUGCUCCCUUCCCAGCCUGAGCCUGUUUCUUCCUCUGCCCAGUGAUGCGGGUGAUUUCUGUGACCUCUGAGCCAGGAUCCAAGACCCCGUGGCUGCCCUGGGUUUGGGUCGGCGUCUUCUGUUGGGAAGACCCCUGGCUUCUGCUGACGGUUCUCGCUUGCUGCGGGCUUGCCAGCAGCAGUUCCCAGGGUCAUUUUGACCCAAGCUUGGCUUCGUUGUGGAGAUGGACUCCAGGGCGAGAGGGCCUGGCCAGGCUGUAGGGAGGCAGAGGGUCUGGUCUUGCCUCCCAGGUCUGUUCUUGAGCUCUCGUGGUCCCCAGUACCCAGUCUGGAUGUCCCUGCCUGCAGUGCCCCAGAAGAAAGGCCUGGGAGGGAUUGGACGGCUCCUCUCCAACAGCGAGGAGCUCACCCCCUCCGUGCCAUUAUCCAGGGGCAUGUGUCAUGAAGAUGAAUGUCAGCUGGGGGGAGGUUCCAGGGAAGUCAGGAGGAGCUCUCCGAGCUUGGCCGGUAGUGUGCAGAGGCCCUGCUGGCUGCCUUGGCUGAUCUCACCCUGUCCUUGGUUCUGAAGCCUCUCAGUGGGCAGACCCAGAGCCAUGUUCUUCCCUUCUCUGUUGGUCACUUGGUACCUUGGAGGCAGCCGGUGGGGAAGAAGGCCCUCUAGCCCUUGGCUAUGACUGGUGUGGACUGCUUCCUUGUUCUCUCCUUCCAUUUCCCUCGUUCUGCUCAAAGACGUGGGCCUCACAAGGAAUGGCUGAUUCACAGAUGCUCCAUCCCACGCUGACUGACUGUGUCUGCUCCUCCCCUUCUGAGAGUUGUCAUCCCUUCCUCGCCCAUCUUGGGGCCCAAGGGAGCGCUUCAUGCAAGACACACUGCCACCCCUGUGAGGUCCACCUUGGAAGCCAGGCUGCUGUGCACAGAGAGGGAGAGGAGAGAAUCGCAGGAUCCUCGGUCUGCACUCCCUCUCCCUCAACCGUUUCCCUGUGGAAAACGGUAGAGGGUGAGGCUGGUUUCUAGGGACACCCCUCAAGUCCACAGUUGUUUACCAGACACUUGCACUUUGCAAGACCCCGUUAGUGCUGGCAUGCUGCACCAACCACUUAGCCAGUGUAGACCACACUUGCCUCCCCGACCCCGUGGUCUUGGAAGGACUGACAAGCAGCUUGUGGCUGGAGCUGUUCCUGACCUUCCCAGGUCAGCAUUUGCCAGAGCUGUGCCCUUGAGAACCCAGGCUCUGUCUCCACCCUGUAAUAAGGCCAUGGAGAAAGACAGCUCCUUUCUGGCUCAGAUAGACUGGUGGGCUAGCCUGGAACCCAACCACGGGGUCCUAACUUGGUGCCUUUCCAGGUGGGCCUGGCCAGGUCCACCCCACCUGACAUCCUAGAUAUCCUAGCUGCUGCCUCGAUCAGCCCCAGGGAAAGUGAAGGUACUCUAGGGUUUAGCCAGCCUGGCAUCUUCUGUCUGUCAGUUGCUUGAUGCCCCUUCCAGGCUGGGUGCAGGGCCCUGAGGAGUACUGGUGGCCACGUGGGACUGAGCCUGAGGGUCCUCGCUCCACCUGGGGUUGGCCUUCCCAGCCAGGUGCCAAGUGGUUGCUCAGGACUGCUCUUCACAGCAUCCCUGUCUCCAGCAGAAAAGGAUGAUUAAGUAUUAUUAGUGUCUAUUUUUAAACUUCAGUGGGUUGGGAGACUGAGCUGUAAAUGUCAGCUCCUUAUACAGAAAUACCAAGAGCUAGGAACCAGGUGUCCCCCUCCCCCAACACACACUUCUUUUUAAGGUGCCGCUAAUCUUGAUGCUUUUUCUUCUGGGAGAGCGGUAGGGGAGGGAGACCCUGGCCUCUAAAGGAGACAGGAGGCAGACAGUGAGGAGAGGUGCCUGCCCAGGUGGACGUGCUGACCCGAGGCUUGCACUGCCCACGGCGAGGCCCCUUCCUUCCCCCUCCUGUCCCCAGUGUCAGAUGGUGGAGGACAGAAGAGUGGUGGGCCUAACUCAGGAAGGUACCGGUUCUGUUCCAGGCUGUGCCCAGCGUCCCAAAUGUCUCCAUGUCCCACAGUGCCUUCGUUGAUCCCUUAGGCAGGCCACUGCCCUCCUGGAGCAGCGGCUUCCUCAUCUAGCCGAGAUGGUGAGAAGGUCCUUCUAGCCUCAACAUUAGCCCCCAUACUCUGUGACUCUCCUAAAGGCUGCUUCUGGUUCCCUGGGAGCCCCGCUCCCUGCUGCUUCCAAGGUCUACUGGACUCUGGAUUAGGGCUGGCAGCCUUCAACCCUGAGACCUUGCAUGGCUCAGGUUGUAGGGUGAGUGGAAAAAGUGUCCUGGGUGAACCAAGGGCUGGCCCGGGCUAAGAAAAAGCUAAGGUGGGGGGGCGGGUAGAGAGAGAGAGGGAGAGUGUGCGUGUGUGUGUGUGUGUGUGUGUGUGUGUGUGUGUGUGGUGUGUGUGUGUGAGAGAGUGAGAGAGAGAGAGAGAGAUGAAAGCAAACCAGGCCUUGGGCUGUAAAGUCUGUGUUGGCCUGCAAGGGGUGUGGGGGAUUGGGAUGGGGAGAGAGCAGCCCGUCUCUGGCCACAGUCUGCUAACAGUAGGAUGAGCUCAGACCUUGCAGGCAGCCUUGAAUGCUAGUGCUUUUUGACCCAGGGCUCAGUAUUGCUCAACCUCAUUUGACAUUCCUGUGGUUUCCUGCCUCAGUGUCCAGGCACAGCUGUGGCCACAGGAGGCCCUGGGGAUGCAUGGCCAGAAGCAUCAUGUUGCAGACUACUCCAGGAGUAUUGUGUGCUGGUCCAGCACUGUAUUCAGUGGACCUUCGCAGGCUGGAGGGUGUGUAGAGGAGGGAAGCCAGGAUGGAGAGUGGCCUGAAGGCCAAGCUAUGUGAGAAUCGAGGGUCUUGAGCCCUGAGAAGUGGGAUGUGAUAAGGGGCUGCCAUGUGAGAGGGAUUAGACCAGGCAGAGCUAGGGACAACGUGGAUGUGACAGCUUGAUGGGAGGAGAAAAUGCCCAGCAAUUUAAAAGUUGCCACAAGUGGGCUGGUUGGUUCUGGCACGUGGUACUCCACGUAGGAGAGGGAGGCCUUUGCUUGGAGGCUGGACAGAGUGACCUGACGGAGGUAUGGUAGAGGCUUUUCCUCGGGAUGCUGCCUUCCCACACAAAGUUAGGCUAAAUGGCUGGGGUCUCUCUGUUCCCUCCCCCCAACAUACACUGAGUCAGUAUUCAAAGGGGCCCCAGCCAGGUAGUGAAGUGCUAAGAGAAUCUGAUUUUCCGUUUGUCCCUCCCCCAGGAGGAGCAGGCUUCGGAGGCCUCCUUCCAUUCCUAUCAGAAAUCUUUCCCAGAGAUGACGCCGGUGGCCACAGCUUGGGGUGGGGGUGGGGGCAGAGGCUCAAGUUCUUGUUCUAGCCUUUUCUUGGGCAGCCGCUUCCUCUCCCCCCCACCCCCUGCCCCAAUUUCCUCACCAAUGAAGUUGGUGGGGGGGGCGUCUUGCUGGCCUCAGGCCUUCCCCGGCUUGGACAUGCCUUGGCUCUGGAAUAAGGCAGUAUUCUUUGCCAAUAAAUCCCCCUUUCUCCUUCGGCCAGUGGAGGCUAUUUAUUGGCUGAUGUCUCUUUGCAUACAUUUGCAUGUAUCCUGGUGCAGAGCAUCGGGUUAUUCACUAUGGUGACGCUCUCAUUUCUGGGAUGCUCUUUGUGGUUCAGAAAGAGCUUUUCUUCUUGCACCCGGGGCGUUGGCUCCGGUCCCUAGUGGGAGGGCCGCUCUCCCCUUUUCCAGAGAAGAGAUCUCAGAGCUGGGCUCGCAUUGCAGCUGCAGAAGCGACUCAGACUCCACUGUACCACCCGCACUCACACACGCGCGAACUCCAGUGUGUGUCUCUUGGGGAGUGCAAUUGUCAGAGGCAAAGGAAGGGGGAGGCGGCUCUGCUGUUUGGAUUAUAUUGGCACGAAGUAUUAAUAAAUAGGAGUGUCAGCA
Phascolarctos cinereus (koala) is the source of this 6787-nucleotide messenger RNA. It is a transcript of the gene PPM1F, whose product is annotated as protein phosphatase, Mg2+/Mn2+ dependent 1F. Lineage: Eukaryota; Metazoa; Chordata; Mammalia; Diprotodontia; Phascolarctidae. Gene Ontology annotation, cellular component: nucleus; cytosol. Gene Ontology annotation, biological process: protein dephosphorylation; negative regulation of protein kinase activity. The record is from RefSeq and is a predicted model, not a curated record. Gene Ontology annotation, molecular function: cation binding; protein serine/threonine phosphatase activity.